Messenger RNA from Lycium barbarum (goji berry), 1582 nucleotides. RefSeq lists its product as uncharacterized. The transcript is spliced from 9 exons. Lineage: Eukaryota; Viridiplantae; Streptophyta; Magnoliopsida; Solanales; Solanaceae. The coding region runs from base 100 to 726 and encodes 208 amino acids. The record is from RefSeq and is a predicted model, not a curated record.
UUCACCAAAGUAUAAUUCCCAGCCAAAACGCAGCCCUUACCAGCCCAAGUAUUUUUGAAGAAGAAAGUCAAAGUCAGAGUCCCAAAAAGAGUGAAAGAAAUGGCGGCUUCAGCUUUCGGACAAUGCAAUCUUGCUCCUCGUACAACAACUAUAAUAAAUCCUACGCAACGUCAGCUCUUGUCUUUGUCUUUCAACAGACAAACCGUAAACUCUUCUUCACCUGCACUCUCAUUUACCCAAUCUCUAGGUUUUGGGUCUGCAAUUGAGAGACAUUGCGAGGAUCUAAACCGGUUUACAACGUGUGCUGUUCGUGAGUUGACUGGUUCUGUUAUAUCUGCCAAGGGCCAUCGCUUUGCUGUUGCACAGAUGACGUGUCACUCUUCUGGAUGGCUGCUGCUUCAACGCGUGCCCUCAAUUUUGGCAUCUGCAGACACCGCCUUUUGCCACUGUAGUUGUAGCUUCCUUGUGCUGUAUCUACAUUUUGCUCCACCCUUUGGCGUUCCCAUUCUGCCCUCUGCUGUGUACAUACAGAUAUUUGUAGAAAACAGUUACAAGAUGGAGCAGAGGCUUAACAUCGCUGCAAUCACACCAGCGACUAAAGACUGGACUUGUAAAGUCCAGGUUGUAGAUAAAUUUCGCCCAAGGGAGAGCAAGGAUCAGAAGACACACUUUCAGAUAGUUAUUGUCCAGGAUGAGCACGAAAAACAGAUUUGCAUUAUAUUGUAAGGUGAUGAUAGAGGCUGCUAUCACGAGAUGUUUGAACUUUUCAACACUUAUCUGAUCUCAUCCGCCAAAGUUCGAGAGAAAAAACCUUAUUCAUUACGAAUCAACAAAUAUGAAUGGGUCGUGGAUAGUUUUACUAUUGUUGACUGUGUUGAAAAGCAUAACGACAAAGAAGCAGUCUUGCCUCCUGCGAUGAGAUUGAAUGUGGUUUCCCUCCUGGAUCUUGAACGACAACCUAUAGGUGUUGAAUUUGACUUGCUGGUGGUCGUCGCAAAUUGUUGCACGAUGAAAUCUACUGCCAACCAAACAAAGCUAUUCCAGGAGGCUAUAGUUAUGGAUAGCAAGAGGAAACCUUUUCUCUUCAUUAAAUGGGAAGACCUGGCCGACAACGAAGGAACCAGGCUACUGAGAGAGCUAGACGAAUACCCUAUUAUUGUUGCGAAGCGGAUAGAUAUGACUGAAUUCCAUAAUGUGCGAUAACUUUCAACAAGGUACAAUUCAACGAUCUUAAUUGAUCCUCUCUACAUGCAGACCUUAAGAAGCUGGGUGAAAGACAAUGAGAGAAUGUUAAAGGCGUACACCUUGAAAAGCUUAUCGGAUUCACCUUCGUCGCUCAAUCUUGCCCCUAUUGAAGAUGACAUAUUACCCAUUUCCGCUAUAGCUUUGCAUUCUACUAUGAGUUUGCUAACUUGUAUGAUAAGUUUAUUCUCAUAGUUAUCUGCCCAAAUCUACACUGAUUCCUGCUAAAAUCCAAUUUUCUUUUUUACCGACUCUGGUUUUUAUCUAACUGAAAAAGACAUGACUGCUCACAUUUACGAAUCAUAGCACUUGGCGUUUGUUGAUUUCUUUCCACUGAAAA